AGGGAAAGGCAUGGAAAGUGGAAUGCUAUCUUAUCCAGGAUAACAUUUCAAUUUUCAAGCACUAAGCUUCUUCACACUCGAGGCUAGCACCGCCGGGUAACGUCACAAUGGCCUUUUCAUCUUCCUUAUGGUCUUCCCUCUUCGUUCCCAACCCAAACCAAACCAACAUUCUCCCUCGCUUCUCUCCCAAACCCUCCAAGCUCCCGCUCCCGCCCGCAUUCGCCAUCCCCCCGCUCUCCACCGCCGCCGCAGCCGACGUCUCCGGCGCCAUCGACGGGACCACCAUCGCGGUGCUGAGCGGGGGGUUCGUGGCGGCGGUGGCGGCGGCGGUGUCGCUGACGGACCCGGAGAGGCGGCGGCAGAUGCAGGCGGAGGAGGUGGGCGGGGGCGACAAGGAGGUGGUGCGGGAGUACUUCAACAACUCCGGGUUCCAGCGGUGGAAGAAGAUUUACGGCGACACCGACGAGGUGAACCGGGUUCAGCGCGACAUUAGGGUGGGCCACGCCAAGACCGUGGAGAACACGCUCUUGAUGCUCAAGGACGAGGGGUCGCUUCAGGGUGUCACGGUUUGCGACGCUGGCUGCGGCACGGGUUCGCUCUCUAUUCCCCUUGCCAAAGAGGGCGCUGUUGUUUACGCCAGUGAUAUCUCCGCCGCUAUGGUCGCCGAAGCUGAGAAACAGGCAAAAGAACAACUUGUGGGAAGUGAGAAUGGAUCUGCGCCUGUGAUACCAAAGUUUGUAGUGAAGGAUUUGGAGAGCUUGGAUGGCAAGUAUGACACUGUGGUCUGCCUUGACGUUUUGAUUCAUUACCCCCAAAGCAAAGCAGAUGGGAUGAUUGCCCACCUUGCAUCACUGGCCAACAACCGAUUGAUUCUGAGUUUUGCCCCAAAGACAUUUUAUUAUGAUCUCCUAAAGAGGGUUGGAGAGUUGUUCCCUGGGCCUUCAAAGGCAACAAGGGCAUAUCUUCACUCCGAGGCAGAUGUAGAGAGAGCAUUGCGAAAGGUUGGAUGGACCAUAAGGAAGAGAGGCUUAAUCACUACUCAAUUUUACUUUGCUAAGCUUGUUGAGGCCGUUCCUAUGUAAUGAGGACUUAAAAGGUAAGCUUUGUAUAAUUAGAGGAAAUUCUUAGUGUAAAUUGUAAGGCCUUCUUUUUCGUGAUUUUGUAUGCAAUUAUUCUCCGCAUGUAAUUCUAUUAUGUAUAUUUAUUCGUAGUUUAGAAGAUACUGAUGAAUUGAGGUAUGUUUUUGGGGGAGAUAGAGUGGGGUGGUGGGUUACCAGUGCAUUGGAUGAGCUUCCUACAUAUUGAAGUUACAACUGAGGGAGAGCAGUUAGUUCCUGUAUGGCAUUUUUUGUAAUAAUAAUAGCACAAUCUGGUUUCUAGAAUGUAACACAAUUAACUAAUAUAUUGAAGAUAAAUUUAAGUAUCA
Cajanus cajan (pigeon pea) is the source of this 1426-nucleotide messenger RNA. RefSeq names its product magnesium-protoporphyrin IX methyltransferase (gene CHLM). Lineage: Eukaryota; Viridiplantae; Streptophyta; Magnoliopsida; Fabales; Fabaceae. The record is from RefSeq and is a predicted model, not a curated record. Gene Ontology annotation, biological process: chlorophyll biosynthetic process. Gene Ontology annotation, molecular function: magnesium protoporphyrin IX methyltransferase activity.